UGCUCUCCGUCUGACGUCACUGAAUGUUGACGUGUGUCUUGGAAGAAGUUAGCCAGCCGACUGCUAGCACCAGGCUCCUGAGGCUCGGUUCUCUACUAUAGAAGUUCUGGUUCUUGCACCCACGACCGAGAAGGAUGGCGGCUGACUGGGAGGAAAUCCGCCGGCUCGCCGCGGACUUCCAGCGGGCUCAGUUCGCGGACACGGUGCUGAAGCUCUCGGAGAGGAACUGCAUUGAAAUCAUCACCAAGCUGAUUCAGGACAAAAAGCUCGACGUCGUCCACACGCUGGACGGGAAGGAGUACAUCACCCCCGCGCAGAUCAGCAGGGAGAUUCGGGACGAGCUCUACGUCCACAGAGGACGGAUCAACAUCGUGGACCUCCAGCAGAUCCUCAAUGUGGACUGGGUCCACGUGGAGAGCAGAGCCGCGGAGAUCGUGAAGUCUGACAGAGGAGUGCAGCUGGUGCUGGGACAGCUGAUCGAGGACACAUAUCUGGACCGCCUGGCCGAGGAGGUGAAUGACAAGCUGCAGGAGGCGGGUCUGGUUAGCAUCGCAGAGCUUUGUAAGACCUACGACCUCCCUGGAGAUUUCCUCAGUGAGGAGUUAUCCAAGCGACUUGGAAAGCUCAUCCAAGGAGAAAUCGACCAGCACAACAGAGGUGUCAUUUUCACGCGAGCAUUUGUUGCUCGUCACAAAGCCAGAAUACAGGGACUCUUCAGCGCCAUCACAAGGCCGACGCUGGUCAGCAGCAUGAUUAGUGCCUUCGGGUUUCAGGAGCAUCUUCUGUACUCUGUCCUGGAGGAGCUGGUGAGCACCGGACGUCUGAGGGGAAGUGUGGUCGGAGGCCGGCAGGACAAAGCCGUCUACGUUCCCGACAUUUACUCCAAAACGCAGAACGCUUGGGUCGACUCCUUCCUGCAGCAGAAUGGAUAUUUAGAGUUUGAUGCUUUGGUCCGGCUCGGGAUUCCAGACCCGCCCAGCUACAUCAAGAAGCGCUUCAGAUCCAACAAGCUGCUGUUCCUUCGAGCCGCCUGUGUGGGUCAGGCUCUGGUGGACCAGGUGGAGGCCUCGGUGGAGGAGGCGGUCAACUCUUCCACGUGGACCGACGUCCAGCCCAUCCUGCCCAGCUGCCUCUCUAGUGAGGAUGUUGGCAUGCUCAUCAGCCAGGCCAUGAGGAACACCAACAUCCAGUCUUCUGCCAGAGUUCUGGGAGGGACCGUGGUCAUCAGCGAGAAGUUCAUCACCAACUGCCUCUCUUUGUUUGAUGAGGCCAUGCAGCAGAAAGCUGAAAAGGAGCUCAAGAGCAACCCGGUCUUCUUGAUAACAGAGGAGGAUUUGAAGCAAGCUGCCGCUCUGACAGAGAGCUCUGCGCCGUCCAAGAAGGACAAGAAGGAUGCUGAGCGCAGGAAGAAGGCGGCAGAGAGCAGCACGAAGUCAGGUGGGGGAGGAAACGCGCGGGAGAUCCGCAUCCGUAAAACCAAGAAGAAAGGGAGGAGAGAGGAAGACAGCGAUGAAGAGAACGGACCCUCACAGCCAAAUCGCAGCAAACAGAGCGAAACCCUUUUCAUGACCCAGGAGGAGAUCGUGACUGUUCUAGAGGAGAGACUGAGCGACUGUCCCGAGGAAAUCCUCUCUGAGCUGGCAGAGACUUUAGUCAGGCCUCUGACUAAAGCCUACCAGGAGGUGCUGCGGACCGUUUUCGCGUCCUCCACCAGCUCUUCAGCAGGCACCAACAAGAAGAAGAGCAUGAAGGAUCUGCAGGAGGAGAUCAGCAACCUCCACAACAAUAUUCGGCUGUUUGAAAAAGGCACCAAGUUCUUCUCUGAUGAAACUCAGGUGCACAUCAUCAAACAUGUCCUGAAGACCCUGUGCUCUGAUGUCACCAACAUCCUGGUGAACUUCCUGGCUGCAGACCUGAUGAUGUCUGUGGAGAAUCCCAGCACCAUCACCAGUGAGGUCAGAGUGAAGAUUUUGGGGAAGCUGUCUGAGGAGACCAGAGGACCUCUGAUGAAGCUGCACAACACUCUGAAUGGCAAAAGUGUUGAAGAUUUCCUGACCAACCUGGAGGCUGCUGCUGAAGUGUGUGGAUUUAUGCUUAAAAAGGGGGACAAAAAGAGGGAGAGACAGGCGCUGUUCCUGCACCGUCAGGCCCUCACUGAGCAGCUGAAGGAGGCGGAUGAGCCGGCGUUGGUGCUUCACCUGACCAGUGUGCUGCUGUUCCAGGCCAGCACCCACUGCAUGCUGCACGCCCCAGGGCGCUGUGUGCCGCACAUCAUCGGCACGCUCACCGGCCGGAUACCUGCGGAGACGCAGCAGCUGCUGUCCUCCUACCAGAGUCUGGUGGUGAAGCAGCUGGUGAGUCAGAGUCCAGGCGUGGAGCAACAGGAGGAAGAGGAGGGUCACGGCGUGCGCUCACAGCUGGCCGCCAUGACACCCCGUGUGAAGGAGCUGGUCCUGUCGCAGAAGAAGCCGUCGCUCUCUGAGGACUAAACGGUUUCAAUGUGGGAGAGAUGAUUGGGUCUGCAAACAUUUUGGACAAAAAUGAGAAAUGAUUGAAGGGAGGAAUGUCCCUGAAAACAUUCAAGUCCUCAGUGAGGCUCGGGUUUUCAUAAUUUAAAUAAAAAAUCCUCUGCUCAGUG
Molecule: messenger RNA, 2638 nt
Organism: Oryzias latipes (Japanese medaka)
Lineage: Eukaryota; Metazoa; Chordata; Actinopteri; Beloniformes; Adrianichthyidae
Gene: ufl1
Product: UFM1-specific ligase 1
Biological process (GO): protein K69-linked ufmylation; regulation of proteasomal ubiquitin-dependent protein catabolic process; response to endoplasmic reticulum stress
Cellular component (GO): endoplasmic reticulum membrane
Molecular function (GO): UFM1 ligase activity
Source: RefSeq, a predicted model, not a curated record